AACAAAAAAAUAUGCACAAUACGCCGCAUUUAUGUAUCCACUGUAAGUUUAUAUUUAUGUACCUACUCCGUUCACGCGCGCACUCUUUUCAUCAUUUCUUUUUAACAAAAUGAGGGAUUAACAAAAUUUCUCCUUCGAUUUUUCCACUUCCCUAUAUACUUGAAUAAAUUUUCUUUUUUUUUACACCCCAUUGAGAUAACAUACGUCACAUAGCAUAAUCACCUAUGAGUAAGUGCAAGAAAAAGUAAACGUAUUUUAGCGUGUUCUCCUGGAUGAGAAAUACUGACCUCCCCAUGCUCGUACGCAUUUCUGUAUAAUAAUAACAAAGUUUGAAAAUGCUAUCAUUCGUGAAAAGCGUUGGCAGAGGUUUCGCGCGUAGCUACACCUGGUGUAAAAGUGCAAGUUUUCGAAGAUUUUUCAGCGAAGACUAUUUUUGGACGAAAGCAAAUGUCGGCCCAUUCUUCAUUGUCCUUCUAACUACGCCCUAUUGGUUGGGAGGCAUAAAGAAUAUUUAUUGGACGCUGCGCUACGAGCAAUUAAACAAACAGGAAAUACUUUCUGACCGAUUCACCUGGUUGUACGAAAGGAUGUUAGAAGACGAAGUACAUAAGACCCUCUUGCAGAAGCUACCCUCCUACAACUUUAAAAAUAAUGGCCCAGAAAAUAUGUUAGGCCCAAGCCAAAUAUGACCUUCCCUCCGCUGCUCCAUUAUAUGUACUGUUCAGCGAUACCAGUCAGAAUUAUUUUUAAUGUGCAACACUGCAAAUGAAAUUUUCUCCUUACUUCACCCUCCUUUUGAACACUCUAAUAUUACCCUAUAUGAAAAUAUGA
Molecule: messenger RNA, 831 nt
Organism: Plasmodium coatneyi
Lineage: Eukaryota; Apicomplexa; Aconoidasida; Haemosporida; Plasmodiidae
Product: putative membrane protein
Exons: 3
Coding region: 336-689 (117 amino acids)
Source: RefSeq, a predicted model, not a curated record